Molecule: messenger RNA, 276 nt
Organism: Penicillium hordei
Lineage: Eukaryota; Fungi; Ascomycota; Eurotiomycetes; Eurotiales; Aspergillaceae
Exons: 2
Coding region: 1-276 (91 amino acids)
Source: RefSeq, a predicted model, not a curated record
AUGUCCGAAAAUAGCGCUUACAGGGAUAUAUCUCUAUUAAAACACCAACUACCCGCCAAUGUUUUCGAAAAGCAGCCAACCCGCGACCUACUAGGCGUGAAGAGACCCAUUAGUGAGCCCAGUCUGCCAAAUAUCCUCGCUGAAUUACGUGAGAUGCAGCGUCUACGCAUCGAAGAUAAAUCCUUGAUUGAUGAUCUGCGGAGACAAAAUGAUCGGCUCAAAUCCAUGCUGCUACGAUACAACAGAGCACUACAGAAGUAUCUGGAUUUAUUGUGA